Messenger RNA from Paramecium tetraurelia, 1416 nucleotides. RefSeq lists its product as uncharacterized. Lineage: Eukaryota; Ciliophora; Oligohymenophorea; Peniculida; Parameciidae. The record is from RefSeq and is a predicted model, not a curated record. The transcript has 2 exons.
AUGAGUUUCUAAGGAUUUUUGGUUAAGAAAACUAUUCAGUAAUUCCCAAUCAGACAAAAGCCUGUUUAUUAUGAUGAUUUCACUGAUUAAAAUUUUGUUCUAUUUAUCAACAAAAAGCUAGCUGAUCUACGAUUUUAAAGUGGCAGCAACGAUAUAUCAGCUAAGCGAAUAAUGAACCUAAAGAUCAAAAUACCAAAAGAUAAGAAUACUGAAGGACACAGAAUAAAAAGGAAGGCUUCAUUAAAACAAAAGUCUUUAUCUGUAUAAUAGGAAGAUUCGGAGAAAAAGUGUCGGUAUAAGUUUAGAUCUCCUCCAGUGAAACCUGAGGUUAGAUUGGCUUCCUAUUUAAAUGAUGAAUUACUUCGAUAGCAUUAAAUAAGUCCAUUGUAUUAGGAGUAUAAACUAGCCAAUUUGAAAGCUAACUUAGUAAAAUUGCAAGCCAAGAAAUCAUACUAAUUAAAUGAGUUAAAUCAUGUCGAAUUGGAAGAUGAAGAAUAAGUUAAAUAUUUUCUGACAGAGAUUUGCAGGAAUCACCCAGAGAUUGAUGUAGGGAAACUGUUGAGUGUAGAUGUGGAGAAAAAAGAAUUAAAAUUAGAUAAUUAGGAACAAAUAUUGAAGGAAUUAGUUUAAAAGAGAAUCAAGUAAGAAGAAUUAGAAUAGUUAAUGAAGCUGGAACAAUAGUACAAUUAAAAUCUAGUAAAUAUAUAUAAGGAGACGAGAUAUGAUUAAUUUGAACCUGAAUUCAAGAAAUAAGGAUAGAUUAAUAUGUGUAAGAUAAAAAGAUAAAAAGAAAUCCAAGACAGAAUGUUCUCUGAAAUAUUUAAAGUUAAAUCUCAUCAUUCCUCAAGGAAUACUACUGCAAAGCAUUUCUUUCAUUCCAAGAAGAAAACUCCAGAAUCAAAACAUAAAGUUACACUUUCAUAAUAAUUUACAGCUUCAAAUAACAUCUUUAUCUCAUAACCUACUACUGUAUAGAUGUCACCGUAAACUUCAAUGCAUCAAGAACUAAAACAGAUGACUACGUCUAUUGGCACUUUUAGUGACAGUAGGUCACCUAUUAAUAUUGUAAACACUGAUUUUAGUUAAAAAAUUAAAACUAUUAUGGAUAAAUGCGAAUUGUUUGAAGAUGAACACAAAAUAUCAAAUUAGGUAUUGAAAAAGAGAAUAAAUCUUAUGGGCAGAGAGUUGAAUACCUAUUUUGAAACAGCCAGAAGUAGAUACAAAAAUCAGGAUAUGGAAAUAGAUACAAAUGAAGGUUUUGAUAGAUUUUUAUAGGAAAACUAAUUUAAACGAAAAUUGAUUGAAUUUCAGGUUAGUUAAGUAUAGAAUUUACAUGAAGUAUUAAGUCAAAAAGCUAAAAGAGAAUUGACUAAUAAUUUUAUGGGAUCUGAUUUAGAAAAAUAGAAAUUAUUUUGA